CAUCAUGAAUGACACGGUAACUAUCCGGACCCAGAAGUUCACGACCAACCGACUACUUCAAAGGAAACACAUGGUCAUUGAUGUCCUUCAUCCCGGGAAAACAACAGUACCCAAGACAGAAAUUCGGGAAAAACUCACCAGAAUGUACAAGACUACACGGGAUGUCAUUUUUGUAUUUGGAUUCAGAACCCAUUUUGGGGGUGGCAAGACAACUGGCUUCGGCAUGAUUUAUGAUUCUUUGGAUUAUGCGAAGAAAAAUGAACCCAAACGUAGACUUGCAAGACACGGCCUGUAUGAGAAGAAAAAGACAUCAAGAAAGCAGCGGAAGGAACACAAGAACAGAAUGAAGAAAGUCAAGGGCACCACAAAGGCCAAUGUUGGUGCUGGCAAAAAGCCAAAGGAGUAAAGAUUUUGCAGUGCU
Molecule: messenger RNA, 421 nt
Organism: Heterocephalus glaber (naked mole-rat)
Lineage: Eukaryota; Metazoa; Chordata; Mammalia; Rodentia; Bathyergidae
Product: small ribosomal subunit protein eS24
Biological process (GO): translation
Cellular component (GO): ribosome
Molecular function (GO): structural constituent of ribosome
Source: RefSeq, a predicted model, not a curated record